Molecule: messenger RNA, 3702 nt
Organism: Populus trichocarpa (black cottonwood)
Lineage: Eukaryota; Viridiplantae; Streptophyta; Magnoliopsida; Malpighiales; Salicaceae
Product: kinesin-like protein KIN-14I
Exons: 19
Coding region: 344-3364 (1006 amino acids)
Biological process (GO): microtubule-based movement
Molecular function (GO): microtubule motor activity; microtubule binding; ATP binding
Source: RefSeq, a predicted model, not a curated record
CAUCCAUCUAUAAAGCAAAGUCAUAAAAAGAGAGAGGAGGGUAGCUCUCUUUGUUUGUAGAAGAAGGAAGAAAAAAGAAAAAUAAAAACUGAAAAGCAGAAAAAAAAAGCUAAUGGAGAAUGUGAUAUCUCUCUCUCUAGAGGUUUUAGCAUCAAACUAACCUCUUAAAAAAUAUACAUCGAACGUCCUCCUCAUCCUCCCGUCCUUUUCUAUAUCUCUCUUCUCCGAUCAAUCUCUGUUUUUUUCAAUUUGUUUCAGCUCCAACAGACUAAAAUAGAGACCGGUUUAAUAGUAAGAAAGAGGGAAAUAGAUAGCAGCAUACGUAACAUUAAUUUGCGACAGAAUGGCUGGUGAAGGAGGAACAUUGUCUUUUUCGGUGGCGUCCGUAGUGGAGGAUGUGCUGCAGCAACAUGGUAAUAGACUCGGAGAUCUCGAUUUGGAGUCCAGGAAAGCUGAAGAAGCCGCAUCAAGAAGGUAUGAAGCUGCGGGGUGGUUGAGAAAGAUGGUAGGAGUGGUUGCAGCUAAAGAUUUGCCAGCAGAGCCAUCUGAAGAAGAGUUUAGGCUUGGAUUGAGAAGUGGAAUCAUUCUUUGCAAUGCUCUCAAUAAGAUACAACCCGGGGGUGUGCCUAAGGUCGUGGAGAGUCCAUGCGAUGCUGCUCCUAUACCCGAUGGAGCAGCAUUAUCUGCAUUUCAGUACUUUGAAAAUGUAAGAAAUUUCCUUGUAGCGGUACAGGAGAUGGGGAUUCCUAAUUUUGAGGCAUCUGAUCUGGAACAAGGAGGAAAAUCGGCAAGGGUUGUGAAUACUGUUUUGGCACUUAAAUCAUACAGUGAGUGGAAACAAACUGGUGGAAAUGGGAUUUGGAAAUUUGGUGGAAAUGUAAAACCGCCAGUGUCAGCCAAGUCUUUUGUAAGAAAAAAUUCGGAACCAUUCAUGAACUCAUUAUCCAGGAACUUGUCAAUAAAUGGAAAAUCUUUCAACUCCCUGUCCAGUGAUCUUGAGUACUCUAAUAAAAUGUCUGGGUCUGGUUCCUUGAGCAUGCUUGUUCGUGCUGUUUUGUUGGAUAAGAAGCCAGAAGAAGUUCCAAUGUUGGUGGAAUCAGUGCUCAGUAAGGUUGUGGAGGAAUUUGAGAGUCGCAUUGCAAGCCAAUAUGAUAUGGCAAAGGAAGCUCCUAAAGAAAUAGCCAUCUCUCAGGGAAACAAGUUUUUGCUGAAAUCUACUGGUGAUAAUAAAAGGACUGAAGACAAAAAUGUCAGAUUGAUAAAGAAAGAGGAAUGCUUUCAUAAAAACCAAAUUGCAGAGGAGGAAUUAAAAAAUAAAACCCAGAAACAGCAAAUGAUCUUUGAUAAACAACAAAGAGAUAUUCAGGAAUUAAAAAACACGCUUAGUACAACAAAAGCUGGUAUGCAGUUUAUGCAAAUGAAAUUUCAUGAGGAGUUUAACAGUCUUGGGAUGCACAUCCAUGGUCUAGCUCAUGCUGCUUCUGGCUACCAUAAGGUUCUCGAGGAAAAUCGAAAGCUAUACAAUCAAGUGCAGGACCUAAAGGGGAGUAUUCGGGUUUAUUGUCGAGUGAGACCAUUUUUGUCUGGACAAUCAAACGAUUUGAGCACUGUGCAUAGCAUAGAAGAUGGGAAUAUUACUAUUAGCACCGCGUCAAAACAUGGAAAAGGAUGCAAGUCCUUUAGCUUCAAUAAAGUCUUUGAACCAUGUGCUACCCAAGCGGAGGUCUUCUCUGAUAUGCAGCCAUUAAUCCGGUCUGUUCUUGAUGGCUACAAUGUUUGCAUAUUUGCAUAUGGUCAAACAGGAUCAGGAAAAACAUACACCAUGACAGGGCCCAAAGAUCUCAGUGAGAAAAACAAAGGUGUAAAUUAUAGGGCAUUGGGUGAUUUGUUUCUUCUAGCAGAGCAAAGGAAGGACAUCUUCUGCUACAACGUUGCUGUACAAAUGAUAGAGAUUUACAAUGAGCAAGUCAGGGAUCUCCUUGUUACUGAUGGAAGUAACAAAAGAUUAGAAAUUCGUAACAGUUCUCAAACAGGUCUGAAUGUACCGGAUGCAAACAUCAUUCCUGUAUCAUCAACACAUGAUGUUAUUGAUCUAAUGAACCUUGGACACAGGAAUCGUGCAGUAGGUGCAACAGCCCUUAAUGAUCGUAGUAGUCGCUCGCAUAGUUGCCUGACUGUCCAUGUUCAAGGAAGAGACUUAGCAUCCGGAACUAUUCUCCGUGGCUGUAUGCAUCUGGUUGAUUUGGCAGGGAGUGAAAGAGUAAACAAAUCUGAAGUGACCGGAGACAGACUAAAAGAAGCACAACACAUUAACAAAUCCCUAUCAGCUUUGGGUGAUGUCAUCGCUUCCCUUGCCCAGAAGAAUCAACAUGUACCUUAUAGAAAUAGCAAACUUACACAACUGCUCCAAGACUCACUUGGAGGGCAAGCCAAGACACUGAUGUUUGUUCACAUAAGCCCUGAGCCUGAUGCUUUAGGAGAAACAAUUAGUACAUUGAAGUUUGCUGAGAGGGUAGCCACUGUGGAACUUGGUGCAGCUCAGGUGAACAAGGGCAGUACAGAUGUUAAAGAACUCAAAGAACAAAUUGCUAAUCAAAAGGCAGCAUUAGCAAAAAAAGAGAGAGAAACGGAACACAGAAGAAAAGGAAGUGAAUCAUCACCAUCCAAUUCUAACCAUCGGCUCAGAGAUGCAAAUGAUAGCAAUCUCUUCCGGCAACCAAUGGGUGAUGUGGGCAACAUAGAGGUUCACAAAUCUACUCUGAGGCAGAAGAGACAAAGCUUUGAUCUUGAUGAGAUAUUAGCAAAUUCACCUCCGUGGCCUCCAGUCAUUAGCCCUAGUCUAAAUUAUGCUGAGGAUGAGAAGGAAAUGGCCUCGGGUGAGUGGGUAGAUAAAGUCAUGGUAAACAAACAGGAUGCAGUAAACAUGGUUGAAAAAUCUCUAGGAUGUUGGGAAGCCGAAAAUGGCAAUUUGCCGGAUGCCUUUUACCACAAGUAUCUUUCAGACUCUUCAAAAAUUUACCCAGAACAAUCCUUUAAUAUGUUAGUGGGUAACAGCCAGCUCAAUCUCGCUAAUAAUGACGACAUGGAUGAUAUUGAUGCUGCCACCAGUGAUUCAUCAGAACCUGAUUUUCUAUGGCAAUUCAAUCAGUCCAAGUUUACCAGUAUGACAAAUGGGAUUGAGUCAAAAACUAGCAAAGCAAUUUCAAAAGCAGCAAAGAAUCCAGAGUUAAGCAAGAACUUGAAUCCCUCGCUAGGCCCUUCACCAUCACGAAAGUUAGCAAAUGGAGGUGGAGUUCCCUUGCAACGGAACAGAAGGCAUGCUGCUCCAGUUGACGGGAAACGCAAGAUUGCAAAUAGGAAGUAGGAAAGUUACCCCUGCUGGGGGGAUUGCAGAUUAUUUAUAUACUUUGAUUUUUUUUUUCCUUCUGAGCGAAGAAGGAAAGUUUUACACUGUUCCCUUUUUUUAGCCAUUGUAUUGUUUAUAAUAUAGUUAAUGCAGCAAUAAUUCCAGUUGCUUGUUGUCAUCCUUCGGCGAGCUCACCAGAUGUGUCCUGACUUGCUUGGAUUUGACGAGAGAGAUUUUUUUUUGUUUUUUUUUUUUCAGAUUCCAUAUUACCACUUGUCUUUAUGUGAAACAUUGUAAACUCGAAAUUGAUUUCAAUGACUAAAAUUUUAAUUCUAAGAUCAAGGGUUUUAGUUCAA